This is a messenger RNA of Drosophila innubila, 1925 nucleotides long. RefSeq names its product beta-catenin-like protein 1. The transcript is spliced from 4 exons. The record is from RefSeq and is a predicted model, not a curated record. Gene Ontology annotation, cellular component: spliceosomal complex. Bases 63 to 1835 code for a protein of 590 amino acids. NCBI's taxonomy places the organism in Eukaryota, Metazoa, Arthropoda, Insecta, Diptera, Drosophilidae.
UGGCAUCCUUUGGGCUUGGUGGCAACCUUUUGUUAUAAUACGAUUGAAAUUGUUGGUUGAAUAUGGAUAUUGGGGAACUGUUGGCAUUUAAGCCGGAGCAGACACCAAAGCGACCGCAUGAGGACGACGAUGACUUCGCGCUGCCUGAGCCGGCGAGUAGUGAUAUUGGAAAACGGGGCGGCGGCGAUGAAAAGUCAAAGCGAAUGCGUCGCAUUGCGGACGCCAAGGAAACGGCAAACUACAGAAAGUCACAUGAUGGCAAUGCGGCAGGGUCGGGGUCGGGGUCAGUUGGCGCCAGUUCAUUUGAGUUUGAUCCUGAGCUAACGGAGGAGGAGCGUCUCAAUAUACUAAAAUACGUUGAAAGUGAAGAAGCCGAAGGUGAUGUUUUGGAUGAGCAGGGUCUUAAGAAGCUGAUACUUGUGUUUGAAAAGCGAAAUCUAAAAAAUCAAGAGAUGCGGAUCAAAUUCUCGGAUAAUCCGGAGAAGUUCAUGGACUCGGAACUCGAUUUACACACGGUAAUACAGGAGCUGAAAGCAGUGGCCACAGUGCCAGAUCUUUAUCCGCUGCUCGUCGAGCUGCACGGCCUGCACAGUCUGCUGGAGCUGUUGGCACAUCAAAAUACAGACAUUGCAGUGGCCGUCGUUGAUCUGCUGCAAGAAGUCACUGAUGUGGAUAUUCUGGGUGAGAGCAGCGAGGGAGCUGAGGCGUUAAUCGAGGCACUGCGCAAGGAGCAAAUCUGUGCUUUGUUGGUUCAGAAUCUUGAACGUCUUAACGAGCAGGUGAAAGAAGAAUCCGAUGGAGUGCACAAUACGCUGGCCAUUGUUGAGAAUUUGACAGAGAUUGAUGGCGAAUUUGUGCGCGAGGCGGCUACUCAAGGUCUGCUGGCAUGGAUAUUGAAGCGUCUUAAGGGCAAAUCACCCUUUGACCCAAACAAACUGUAUUGCAGCGAGAUACUGUCCAUAUUGAUACAAACAGAGAACGAAAAUCGCCUACUCCUUGGCACAUUGGACGGCGUGGAUGUGCUGCUACAACAGUUAGCUGUCUACAAGCGUCAUGAUCCGGCCAGCAACGAAGAACAGGAGUACAUGUCCAACUUAUUCAACUGCAUGUGCUCCGCACUGAUGGCACGAGAGAAUCGCGAUCGGUUUCUUAACGGCGAAGGAUUACAGCUAAUGAAUCUGAUGCUCAGAGAGAAGAAAAUGUCGCGCAAUGGAUCUCUUAAAGUGCUCGAUCAUGCUAUGGCUGGCCAGGAUGGGCGCGAGAACUGCAAUAAAUUUGUAGAGAUUCUCGGUCUGCGCACCAUUUUCCCCUUGUUCAUGAAGACGCCAAAGCGCAACAAGCAGCGUCUGCUCUCCGUGGACGAGCACGAGGAGCAUGUGUGUUCCGUAAUUGCAUCCAUGCUGCGCAAUUGCAAAGGGACCCAACGCCAGCGUAUGUUGGCCAAAUUCACGGAGAACGAUCACGAGAAGGUUGAUCGUCUGCUGGAGCUGCAUCUCAAGUAUUUGGCCAAAGUGGAGGCCAUUGACAGAGAAAUUGACCAACAGCCUAAGCAGGAUAGUGGCAUCGAUGAGGAUGAAGAGGCGGAGAAUAAUUACAUUAAACGAUUGACUGGCGGUCUGUUUACGCUGCAGCGGAUCGACUAUAUCCUGCUGGAGGUUAGCGCCACCACGGAGACGGUCAAGCAACGGGUGCUACAAAUUCUAAAUUUACGCAGCGCUUCAAUGAAAACCAUCAGAAGCAUCAUGCGUGAGUACGCUGGAAACUUGGGAGACGGCGACACCGACUGGCGGGAACAGGAACAGACGCAUAUACUUUCUCUAGUCGAUCGUUUCUAAAGCAGCUCCUUAACUCUCUCCCUACAAUAACUAGCUACAUACAAGCAUAUAGCUAAAUAAAUUAAAACGUCCAUUGGCGAACCUUUGAUC